Owenia fusiformis is the source of this 7047-nucleotide messenger RNA. Lineage: Eukaryota; Metazoa; Annelida; Polychaeta; Sabellida; Oweniidae. The record is from the annotation of a GenBank genome assembly.
CUCGGAGAAAGUAAACUACAAAAUUUUAAAAUUUGUUAAGAAGAUAGGUAUUUAAAAUGAAAAUAUGGAGUGAGUUCCAGUAUAUAACUGAUUAUCAACAACUCUAAACAAUCAGUCUGCACAUAUAGAUGUAAUAUGGAUAGCAUAUACAGACUCUCGAAUAGUGAGAGAGUGAAAGAUGGAGAGAGUGAGCUUAUCAGGGACCUUGCAGAACUGAAGAAUGAACUUGAAGAAAAUGAGAUGAUCCAUCAGGUUACACCUAAAAGCACAAGCUCUAUACCAAUUCCAAAAGAUGCAGAACAUUUUAAGAGGGAAAGGCGUCUUAUAUUUGAAAGAGCUUUAGAAGUUAGUGAGGCUCAGCCCCUGGUAGUUCAGGCACAGACGAUGAAAACAGAGCUGGAGAAUGGCGAAAAACUGGAAUAUACACCUCAGAGUCUACCACUGUUAUUACAUCAGCAUUUCAUUGAUCGAAUGCACCAGCUAGUCCAGUGUAAACACAUGCAUAUGUUAAGAUGGAAGAGAUUCAAUGAACACACCAGUACAAUUGAGGCACUCUACCCACUAUAUCAGGACAGAUUAGCUCACAUCAUGUCGGAAUACAAUGAUGCUACCCAGCGUGCAGAACGGCUCUCUGUUGCUAAGGAAUCAGUUCUUGCUGGCAAUGAGAAUGCAGCCCAAGCCAUGAAACUGGAUGACAUGAUGAUCUACUUGCGCUGGUUGGUCUGCCACUUCAAUGCCACUAAGAGGUUCAACCAGUUCAUGAAGACGAUGCAGUGGUUGACUAUUACUCACAAGUUCGAUAUUGUCCCAGAGAGAAAAGAACAAAGUCCAGAUGAUGAUUUUUCAACACAAACUAAAAUUCCAUCACGUUACAAUGAGGAUGAGAACCAUGUGAGUGCUGCACCCAAGUCAGCCAGCUCACGUCCUACUUCAGCACGAUCUCGACCUUCAAUAGCUGCAGUGGCUCCACCUAUGGCCCCUGUCCUGAACCCAACAUUGCAUACAACAGUUCCAAUGUCAGCCUCACAAUUUGCAUAUGCUGCAGCUGCUUCAGGGGGUGGUAUUGCAUCUGAUGAACACUCGUCAACUCUACCCUUACACUAUAAUGAGUUUGAUCAUCUCAAGCCGCAUUUAAGUUUCUUUGUGAACAUCUAUGGCGUUGGAAUAGAUACUGAUGCAAUCCUGACAUCUGGUGAUGAAAUGGAGCUCUACGGAGCUGUAAAUCGUAAAUUCAAACAAGUUUAUGUUAGACAGGAACAGAUGAAGACCUUUAAAACAUAUGAUAAGGCAGAGCUUGGUUCUGAAAAUUGGGGAUCCGACCACUCUACACAUGCCCUCAAACAGGAGUCUAAUUGGCUCCCAUUUCUGACAUUGAAAGCUGAGCGUGAUCCCAAUCAAGAGAAGAAAAUGACCCAGCUGAGGCAAAAUGGGAAGGUUGAUGAACUUUUGAGAUGUCAGUCUAAGUUUUUACAACUCCAGGAUUCAGAGAGAGUCCAGAAUGCCUUAAAAGACCAUGCCAUAGCAGUGAGAGACCCACCCUCUACACAACCUGUCUCUGUUACUUCAAACAAAACUUCUUAUCACACUGGACAAAUAUGGAAGAAAAUAUAUUCCAACCCCGAGUUGUAUGCAGACAAAGAUUCAGAUGGGAAUCCAGAAGCGUUUGACUUUGAUGAGAAAGAUGCUGACAACGUCAACUUUGGCAAACGUGUAAAAAGUGGAAGAAAACGAAGGGACAGUUAUGAUUACCAUGAAGUUGUACAAACUUUAGGAUUGGAUGAUGGGGAAAAUGACAGCAAUGAUCCCUCCAGUAUCCAGGGAGCAUACCUUUCUUUCUUGAUGUUGCGACAUUUACGUAUCCGAGACUUACAGAGAACAUGUCUUAGUAUAAUUAACUACUUCCGGUCAGUCGAACGCACACUGACAAUCAAUGAUGGAGGUCUGUCUUUGGAGUCUGGAAAUUUGAAACGUGUGAGCCACCAGAAUCAUCGCAAGAGCACGAUUCAUGAGGGUGGUCUGGGUGGGGGAGGCGGACUAGGGUCACAUUUAUACAUGCACAACACACCGAGAGAUUACAAAAUAAGUGAAGUAGAAUUUAUGGAAUUCUCGGAGGUGGAAAAUCAUGACGAUUUUUACACAACUGAUGAGGGCAGAGUACAUGUACAAGAUCAGCGUGGUUACUACAUCAUGUAUGACUCAGCCACAGAUGAACUCAAGAAAUUGGAACAUGACCUGUUGCUCAUAGCAACCACUUACAUCGAGAAAGACAAAGAUAUGAGAACUGCUUCUGGAAUUCAAAGAACUCCAAAUUCCAGGAGGCGCAAUCAUCAGACCGGUGGGUUUGACAUCUCAAGCUAUGGUCACCAGGAGAUUGACAGGUUUGCAGUAUUGCUGGAUCUUUGGACACAGGAGGCUGCCUACUUGGAGUGUAAGAAAUAUCUCCUUGACUGUUACCUUGAGGCCUACCACCAUGUGUUUGACCGUGAUGAGAAAAGAGGCCUGGCCCAAGUGAUCACUAACGUCAUGGCAAAGAGACCAAGACUAGACUUCCAGGAGAGUUACUUUGUGAAGUCCUAUAGGAUGGAAUGUAUAUGUCUGCGUCAACAUGCACAUCUUGUCAAAUCUAUAUUGGAUAAACAGAUCGAGGACCAAAGGGAGUAUAUACAGAAGGUUACCAGAGAUGGUGACAAAGAGUUUGGCUUGCCACACAAGAUAGUUCCUAAGCAGCUCAUCUCAAUCAAUAUGAGCAGCAAUGAAGAUGAUAGAUAUGGAGGAUCUGCGUUAAGAAAUGUUUACAUGCUGGAGUUCCAUCCUUCCCUCGCUUUCGCAAGCAAGAUUCCUGAUGCACUCAACUAUGCAUUCUGGGAGUUGUAUCAUGUCCACAAACCUGAGACAACAACUGAGAUUAUCAGUCUUGAGAGGAAACUACUGGAGUUUGCUUACAAUGCUUGGGAACAGCAGCAACCAAUGGGAACAUCAUAUUCACAACAGACUCAGAAAGAUCUAUUCUCUGAUGUGUUUGUUGAGGACCCAUUGUUUAUCUGUGAGAUUGCUGGUACACUAGUGCACAAGUAUGAACAGAAUCCAGUGAGGAAGUCACAGAGAGAGAAACACACAGGGAUGAUCCAAGUAGUAGCAACCUUGAUGGAGGCAAUAAACCUCCGACAGAGAUUAAUAGAUGCAUCAUGGGAGACAGAAAUCCUCUCUAAAAUCUACCGUCGCCAAGCCAUUGAACUCAGUUUUGAUGACUGCCAUCUUUUCUUGAGAUUUGUACAGUUUGAGUUUGCUGCGAUGAAAGAGAAUGCUGGGAAACCGCCUCCUUUGUUCAUCACUGCAGUUCAAGAAGAUGACUCUAAUGUUGAUAGGUAUGUGCCUACAUACCUCUACUUGGCUGUGCAUGAGUUAGAUGAAAAUCAUGUUGGCAGAUUUAGCUUCAGGAGUCGGGAUGGUGUUUUACAGGUAUGCAAGGCGGGCUCAUUUGCGAGUCUGCAGGUUGUACUACAGUGCCAGGUAGUCCACAAGAAUUCCCUAACUGCUGCUGUUCUACUUGCCAAUGCUUGCCAGCCAGCCAAACAAGCACAACUAGAACUGAAGGGAAUAAAGGGAGAUGCAGAUACAAAAAGUGAGAAAAGCUCAUUGACUGCCAUGACAGGCUUCUCAAGUGGAACUAAAGGCACAGAGUUUGCCAACAAAAUGCAGGCUGCCAAGCAUAAAUCUAAAUGUUCAUCUGAAGCAUUUGUGUCCCUACAGCUAGAAAAGGGCCCAAAACGUGAUUUGAUGUUGAAUGAGUUUGUCAGGAAGAAAGAAUCAAUGGCCACUGUACUAAGGAACCCAGAGGAAAUGGAAAAACUAAAAAGGAAAUUGAUUCAAGAAUACUGCUAUGACUUCAACCAGAGAAUAUCCCAGUAUUCACUGAGGGCGCAGAUAAUAUCCUACUAUGCUGGAAUAACUACACUGCUUGAUCAGUUCCCAAACAUCAGAGAUACAUACUUUGUCUUUGGUGAAGCCAAUGAAAAGAAGUCCAACAGUGACAGCUUAGAGGGCCUCAAACUUGAUUGUCGCACAUUAAAAAAGCGCCCACGACGUGUCAUUUCAAAAGAUGGACAACAUGUCCUAAACAUAUGGUUCAUACCACACCAUUCUGAAAAUCUGAUAACAUUCAAGGAAUUUGAAGAUGAGGCUUUAUGUCAUAGGGCGCUAUAUAACCACUUGGUUAUUGUAUCAGCUUUGCAUGAUAUUGCUCAGUACCUGUGUGCACAUGCUAGGAUGGGGAGCUCACAUGCACGCCUUGGAACCAGGAAACUAGAAUUUGUGUCUGCUGACUGGGGCGGCACUGAGGGCAUAGGUUCGGAAUUCAGAGAAAUUCAAAAACAAAUCAACAAUCUUGAAGAACCGACAAAUGUAGAAUCUGUGGGACAGUUCCUAACAAUGCGUCGUGACAUUAUGUUCUUAGAGUUUGACUCUGCAGUGCGCCACUCAAUGAGAGACACAUUCUUGGCAACUGGCAAUGUGUCUGCUUACAAUGCAAUCACAAAUAACAUACACUUUGCUUUACCUGGUUUGAGUAACAUACAGCGACCUAGUAUCAUGUCCACAUAUCUGAAUGUACCUGAACCCCUGGAGGCAAGGGACUUUAAGGCACAAGAGCUUUACCCCUGGAGGUCAUUUAUAGGAAGAAAUGGUCCAUACCCGACGAUGUUCUGGCAGUGGUUUAUGAUAGACUACUACUUACAAAUGUGCCUGGCAGGAACAAAGGAGGUGGAUAGACAUGUAGCUAAUGGUGAAAUAUUGGGAGUCACCCUACUGAUGGAAGAUGUCCUCCAAUCAGGGAACCCAGAUUUUGUUGCCAUGGGAGCAGUAACCAAUGACAAUGAGGAAGAUGAAGGCGGAAGUAAGACAUUAAGCCCCUCAAGACCAGCUACUAGACUGUCUUCCAGAGCUGCUAGUUCAAUGAGUUUACAAGGGGAGAAGAAAACAGGGCCUAUGAAGCCAAAGCCCCUUAGCCGCCUCAACCAGCCCAUAGAGUCCUACAAACUACUCAAGUUCUUCCUGCUCCUCUGGAAGAGAUUAGAACUAUUCAAGACUCACUGGGGAUGUAGGAAGUUAAACACAGAGAAGAUAAAUAAUUCUGUCAGUUAUAAAGCAUACUGUAAAAUCUACAAAGUGGAAAAGUUGUUCCCUGUUCUACAAAGUAUCGCACGUAGGCAUGGUCAGGGGGAAUUGUAUGAUGGGAUGACCGCAGACACUGAACCUCUCGUUAGUCCUAAAGGUGCAACUGAAAUAGAGAUCAGAUCAAAACAGCUGAUCAGUCUGCUUGAGAGCGAGGAGUGCUAUAUGAUCGUAGAGGUGAGGAAGAAGCUUGCCAAAGAGCUGAGUCUGGCACUUGCAGAGAGAGCCAGGGAGGAGGGGGCACUACCCACAGAUUUAUGGAAGAAAUCAGCUGUCAAGGAAAGCUUCACUAUAGCUAAGCCUCACAUAGCAGAGGACUUUGUUGACCAACUCUUUGAGAACCAGGAGAGAGACCAGAAAGAGGUCACCUUUAAAACGAGCCAUCUUAAUGAAUGUUUACGCAAUCUAGGUCAAUCUAUUAUGGCAAGAGAAAGGCACAAUUAUGACAGCUACUCCAUGUAUUAUGAGAACCUACUGAGGCAGCACCACCAGUUACUUUACCAGAAAGAGCAGGAGAUCAAACAACUGAAUGACCAGAUCAAGCAACAAAAAGAAUCCACUGACAUUGAAGUCAAAUGCCAGAUGGCUGAUGAGAAUUAUGACAUCCUUUUGGAAAUCACUGCCUUGCGUGCCAAGGUACUUGAAAUGCGAGAAAUGGCCAUGUCUCAAGAGAAAGACUUGAGAGACAGAGUACAAGAGGAAUAUGAUGAGCUGGUUCUCAAUCUCUUCUCCAGUGCAUUUGAACUAAAAACAAAGUUUGAUGAAUUCAAGGACUAUUUACACGAUGAUGUGUAUGACAAGAUCCAGGAGACGCGACGUGAGGCAAUAGAGGAAAUGACACGUGUUAAACUGAAGGCAAUAGAUGGCAGUGAAGAAGCUGAGUUUACCAAGCGUAAUAUGGCCCAAAGUGAGAAGCUGGCUAAUCUACAACAUGAUAACUUUGAACUGACGAAGAUUAUGCAUAAUAUGCAGAUCUUCAAUAAGUGGAAGUUCAACUGGAAACAUAUGAUGUCACAUAAAGAGAAAAGCCAGUUAGGUAAGAACUCAGACAGAAGUAAGAAGGAUUACCUUGAGGUGAAGAUGUUGGCUGAUGAGGAGGUGAUCCUACUGCGCCAGCAGAUAGUGGCACUUAGGGCUGGACUCUCCCAGUCUGAAGCUGAGUGCAAUCAGGUCAAGAAACAGCUCGAGAAAGAGUUGAAGGAAAACAGAGAGAAAGCUCACUCAUUGAUGCAGAAGGCGCAGAGUCAGAGGCAGCUGGAAUUAGCUAAACAGGCUAACAUGGAACGUAUGAUUGGAGAGCUUGAGGACAAAGAGUUGAGACUACGUAUCAUAUCAAGCACAAAGGACAAGAAUCUCAAGAUGCAACAGAUUGAGAAUGAGAAAGCAGUUAAAGAUAUGUUCCAUCUCAAGAAAAAAUUGACCCAUGAAAGAAGCCUCAAGCUGGAUGCCUUCCAAAGAGUGGAUGAUCUUCAGACUCAGGUGUAUGAUGUGGAUGCUGGAAUUUCGCCUCCUUCACGACCCCAUACAGCAGCACCAAGUCUUGACAGUAGAAGUGUAUCUCCUACUAAGAGACGAGGUCCAAGUAGGUCUACAGAUAAGAACUCUGGGAUAUGGCCACCUCCUGUGGAGUGGCCAGCCAAUAGGAGGAUGACAAGUAUGGGAAUUAGCAUGGACUUCACAGAGCCUAAGUCACCUCCACUUAACAACAAUGAAUCUAGGAAAAUCCAGCGCCCAAAAACUGUGACUGGCAGACUACGCAGCAGGAUAGCAGAGCAAUUGUUGAAUGAGCUAGAGCCACCAGACCAUCAUGAGACAAUACUUAAGUUAAGAGAACUCUCUAUGGUGGAAAAGAAACAGUUCUGAGAACUUCUCUGUCGU